This is a messenger RNA of Caenorhabditis remanei, 1041 nucleotides long. RefSeq lists its product as uncharacterized. The record is from RefSeq and is a predicted model, not a curated record. NCBI's taxonomy places the organism in Eukaryota, Metazoa, Nematoda, Chromadorea, Rhabditida, Rhabditidae. The coding region runs from base 1 to 1041 and encodes 346 amino acids. Gene Ontology annotation, molecular function: protein binding. The transcript has 2 exons.
AUGUCCAGUGCCUUCCCUCUCCUCCGUCUACCAGACACCGCUCAACGAAAAGUACUCAAUGGUUUCGAUGCGGUUCAGUUAAUCAACUUCUCCUUGCUCUCCAACAACGCCAAACAACUCGCCAAAUCUCUCAACAUCACAAUGAACGUUUUUAGUCUACGCCCGAAUGAUAAUAUUGAAAUUGAUAUCGGCGGUGACGAUGCGUCUCAAAACAUGAGAUGGACAUUCUACCCACCAAAGCGAGUUCGUCGCUUCAUGUGGUUCAGCCGUCCGAAACGUGGUUCGCAUUCAGUUUAUAUGCCAGGUCGUAUCGAAGCGAAGCUUUUCAAUUGGGCGCCAAUAGACACUGUGGUCUUUCAGAACCUGGGACUAAGUAUUUCGAGUUGGUUGAAACAGUUCCAAGACGUUUAUCACAUUUCCGGCAUUGAUGAUAUCAGAUUUGAGAAGGCAGCUUGUUUAUUUGACAUGCAGUCAAUUAAGGAUACCGUGCAAGGGAUAGAUGUGAAUGCGCUCUCGUUUACGGAAGACUGCGGAGUGAAGUGUGCUCAGCUGGCGUUCAGAGCCAUACCAGAAGCAAAGACAUUAGUCAUUUCUGGUACCAAGCUCUCAAAUCCAGAUGAGUAUCAGAACAUGCUGAUCCAAAAUCUAGAUGGUUUAGCUAUUAUAAAAAAAGGGGAUUUGAAAAUCUCUUUGGAUCAGAUACUGCUUAUCAACAGUGCCACCGUAUUCCUGAGUUUGACACACAUCACCGACAAGUUGAUCAAUCGAUACCUGAAACACUGGAUUCAAGGUUCAAACCCGAGAAUGGAGGAUAUGAGAAUCGCGUUCGAACCAAAUCACAUUUUUGAUAAAGACAUGAUUCUGAAGGGUCUGAAAUUUCGCAGAUGCCUACCUUACCUUAAAAAAGGGUUUGAAGGAAUGAAAACUUAUGGAUUCAUGGAAUUUGGUUUUGAGAUCCGCCGAAAGGAUGGGACGGAAGGGAUGAUUGCUUUUGAAAACGACGAUAAUUCUCGUUAUUUUAUUUUCCAUGUUUUUGCUUGA